AUGCGCCACCGGCUCAAGUCGCUGGCCCUCGUCGUCCUCCUCGGCGCCGCGGGCGCCGUCUGGCUGAGCGCGGCGCAGGAGAAGCGCAAGGGCCGGCGCCGGCGCCGGCCGGCGCCGCGCGCGGCGCCGCGCCGCGCCGCCGCCGUCGUGCUGAGCGGCGGCCUGCGCACGUUCCUCCACUGCAACGGCUCCUUCUUCGACCGCGUCGUCGCCGAGAACCCGGACUUCCGCUUCGACUACUUCGUGCACGCGGUGCUCGAGGGCGACGGCGGCGACGCGGCGGCCUUUCAGGCCUUGAAGUUCGGCGCGCACCCGAACGUGAAGCGCGUCGAGGCCGAGCUCGCGGCCGACGCGCGGCGCGCGGUCCUGCGGGAGCUGCCGAAUCUCGCGAAACUGCCCGCGGGCAACGGCACGGCCCGGGGCAAGGCCAUCAACGUCGCGUCCAUGUUCCGGUCCAUCGCCCUCGCCGAGGCGCUGCGCGCCGGCGCCGCGUACGACGUGGUGCUGCGGCUGCGGCCCGACGCGUACUUUUGCUCGUCGGUGAACCUGACGGCGGCGCUCGCGGUCCUGGACGAGGACGUCGUGCUCGUGCCCUUCGCCGAGGACCAGCUCGUCUUCGACCAGUUCGCCGUCGCCGGGCCGGACGCCAUGGCGCGGUACGCCCGCGCCUACGCGGACACGCUGACGCGCGAGAUCGCGCGGAACCCGCAGCGCGCGUUGUACCCGGAGCGGGAGAUGUGGCGCCACUUCCGCGCGGAGAAGCUCAAGGCCGUGACGCUCCGCGAGUUCCGGUCGACGCUCGUGCGCCUCGACGGCGCCGGGGCGCCGCGCCACGAGGACGCCUACGCGAAGCUGCGGCUCGACUACCCGCACCUCGCGCGCGUCGCGAUGCCCGCGGUCGUCGAGACCUGCGCGCCGCGGAAGAAGCGGCGGGGCGGCUAA
Molecule: messenger RNA, 942 nt
Organism: Aureococcus anophagefferens
Lineage: Eukaryota; Pelagophyceae; Pelagomonadales; Pelagomonadaceae
Exons: 1
Coding region: 1-942 (313 amino acids)
Source: RefSeq, a predicted model, not a curated record